This is a messenger RNA of Equus quagga, 1713 nucleotides long. Its product is annotated as sodium/bile acid cotransporter. The record is from RefSeq and is a predicted model, not a curated record. Gene Ontology annotation, molecular function: bile acid:sodium symporter activity. NCBI's taxonomy places the organism in Eukaryota, Metazoa, Chordata, Mammalia, Perissodactyla, Equidae. Bases 325 to 1374 code for a protein of 349 amino acids. Gene Ontology annotation, cellular component: membrane. Gene Ontology annotation, biological process: bile acid and bile salt transport. The transcript has 5 exons.
ACUCAGCCCUCCUGCCCCAGAAGCAGCGAAGUGCCCGAGAGGAGUGAGGGGGCACCAGGAAGGCAGCAGAGGCGGAGGCAGCUGGGAGAGGCUGGGCAGACGGGCAGAUAAGGCUCUGGGCUCUCUCCCCUUGGGGGCCACAGCCAGAGAAACAGCGCAGCCAGUUGCAUAAUCCUUCUGUUUGCCCAGAGCUACAUUUUGUCCUGAAACUCUCCGCCCUGGGAGGCAAUUGAAGAAGAUCCCAGCAAGGACCGGGCAGGGAAGGGAAUCAGCUGGCAAGUGAGGGCUGCGCUGGAUCCCUGGCCUCCGUCGCCACACACAAGGAUGGAGGCCCACAAUGCGUCCGCCCCGCUCAACUUUACCCUGCCGCCCAACUUCGGCAAGCGCCCCACCGACCUGGCGCUGAGUGUCAUCCUUGUGCUCAUGCUGUUCAUCGUUAUGUUCUCGCUGGGCUGCACCAUGGAAUACAGUAAGAUCAAGGCUCACUUCUGGAAGCCUAAGGGACUGGCCAUCGCCCUGGUGGCACAGUAUGGCAUCAUGCCCCUCACCGCCUUUGCACUGGGCAAGGUCUUCCAGCUGAACAACGUGGAGGCGUUGGCCAUCCUGGUCUGCGGCUGCUCACCUGGGGGCAACCUGUCCAACAUCUUCAGUCUGGCCAUGAAGGGGGACAUGAACCUCAGCAUCGUGAUGACCACCUGCUCCACCUUCUUUGCCCUGGGCAUGAUGCCCCUCCUCCUGUAUGUCUACUCCAGGGGGAUCUAUGAAGGAGACCUGAAGGACAAGGUACCCUAUGAAGGCAUUGUCAUAUCACUGAUCCUGGUUCUCAUUCCUUGCACCAUAGGGAUCUUCCUCAAUGCCAAACGGCCACAAUAUGCACGCUAUAUGGUGAAGGGUGGAAUGAUCAUCAUGCUUCUGUUCAGUGUGGCUGUCGCAGCACUCUCUGCCAUCAAUGUGGGCAAGAGCAUCAUGUUUGUCAUGACACCCCACUUGCUGGCCACCUCCUCCCUGAUGCCUUUCAUCGGCUUCCUGCUAGGUUACACGCUCUCUGCUCUCUUUCGCCUCAACGGACGGUGCAGACGCACUGUCAGCAUGGAGACCGGAUGCCAAAAUGUUCAACUCUGCUCCACCAUCCUCAAUGUGACCUUCCCCCUUGAAGUCAUCGGACCACUUUUCUUCUUUCCUCUCCUCUACAUGAUUUUUCAGCUUGGAGAAGGGCUUCUCCUCAUUGCUCUCUUUCGGUGCUAUGAGAAAAUGAAGCCUUCCAAGGAUAAAACAAAAAUGAUCUACACAGCUGCCACAAUGGAAGAAACCAUUCCAGGAGCUCUGGGAAAUGGCACCCACAAAGGGGAGGAGUGCUCCCCUUGCACAGCCUAACCUUCCUCCAGUGGCCUGGAUUCUGGUCACAAGGCAGUUCAGAAGACAAGUGUGGGAAUUUCAGAGAGCAGAGAAAGGAACACCAGUAGUGUCUGAGUCUUUUUCCAGGAUCAAGCUUUGCCUGCAAGACAGAGAGUCUCUACCCAAAAGCCUCACCUAACCCAAGCUUAGAAUUUUGAUACUUGUUUUAAAAAAUAAAAAAGCAUACAUGCUCAUUGACAACCCCAUGAAAGCAGAAAUCAAAACUCUUUUUGCCCCUUCAUCUCUAGAAGUUUCUGAUAAGUGCGUAAAAGGCAAUUUCCGAACUAGCCAAUAAACAAGUUUUUUUUUAACCUAAAA